Molecule: messenger RNA, 2676 nt
Organism: Electrophorus electricus (electric eel)
Lineage: Eukaryota; Metazoa; Chordata; Actinopteri; Gymnotiformes; Gymnotidae
Gene: insyn2b
Product: inhibitory synaptic factor family member 2B
Source: RefSeq, a predicted model, not a curated record
AUGGGCCGGAGGGCUGCCGAAACGACCAAUCCGGUGCCGGCACUGGGGGUUCCCCUCACAGGGCGGCGGGUUGUUCUUGAGCAGAAAUGGGGGCCACUCUGCAGCGUGGGAGUGCAGACAUCACCAGGACUGUGCUCGCUGCCCUCCCUGAAGAGGCUGGGUCGACAGAUAGGCACUGCCCACGGGGUUCCCGCAUCCACAGAGACCAUGUCCCUGGACAGAGUGAAGCCCGUCACCCAGCAGGCCUUGCAAAGCCUAUAUCGGGAUGACGCAACACAAGACAGUGGCAUCUACAGCCGGAUCAGGUCUGUCAGAACUAACCCCAAUCCAGCAGAAGGCAGAACGAAUUCCAAACGGACGCCACGAUAUACCAAUGGCAGCGUCGUUUCUCCAGAGCUGGUGGGAGGGGUCUCCUGGGAGGGGGCAGAGGCGAGAGAGGCAGACGGCCAAUGUCAGGCCCCGGCGAAGGGUCAGAGGCGGGGUCAGUCACUCAGAAGUGAGAGGGCUCACCCCUCAAUGCAGUGCGAGAGCGUAAUUUCGUACACCAUGCCUACACGGCCCUGUCGGGCAACGACGUCGCCCCGCCAGUGCGGCACCUGUGGACGAAAACCACCACAAGCCCUGCCCUCCAUGGCACCUCAAUGCCAUAAACAAUCGACCAAUCAGAUUCAGACGAGCAUGACCCUUCCGGCUCAGCUGAGGAAAGACCCGCCCAGACUGCAGAAUCAACCUUUGCUCGACGCGUCCGCGAUGAACACUCCCAACAUCUCAGUCUCAGCUGCACACGCUCAGAAAACACACGAGAGCAAGUCAAAGCAGAGAGACAUAACCACACCAGAAACAAAGACACCAACAGCUGAAGGAACCAGGCAACCCAUAAACAACAAACCCUGUACAAAUAACACACCUAUACACACAUCUAAAAACGACAGUAAACCAAAGUCAUCCCAGCACCCACAAACACACAACACGCAGACGUCGAUAAGAAAAACGGAACCAAGGGCAACUUAUCAAAAGAGACACACCCCACAGGAGUGUACAGAGUGUACAGGGCAGUGUGUGAACAAUCAAUUCCAUGCAACUCCAGCAAGCAAACCUUCAGGAGGGCAUGACACCCCCAAACCGCCUCCCCCUGUGCUUUCUAUUGGCACAGAAUCAGAAGCCACACCUAACCUUUCAUGUGAAAUCCCCUCCCACUCAGAAGUUACAGAAGCAACAUCACGACCAGUAUCGCCCAGAACUCAACCGUCUGAACGAGAACCUAAAAACAAGGACCUGGAGGAACCAGAAACCAAACCGCACCUUGAGGACCUCCACCUACUGCGAAAUGAUACGCCAGACAUCCCACAAUGCAAUGGGGUUCCAGCAGCACUACAUGGACUGCUCCAAGACAUAGAGGAGAACCUUCUGUCCAAUCAACAGAAGAUCAAAGUUCUACUGAAUGUCAUUCAGGACCUAGAGAAGAGCAAGGCUUUGAGUGAGGGACGUUGCUCUUACAGAACUGGGCAGGACAUCAACAACUGCACGACAUGUCAGAAAACCGCCUGCACCAUCUACAGUGUUGAGCAUGACUUUCGGCUGCAAGAGAUGCGCCUCCAGAAUGUGCUCGAGGCGUUGGACAUGGAGUGUGACGCUCCCGCCCCCAAACCCACCGCUUCCCGACUCCGGACCAGGAAUCGAGUCAAGAAACUACACAAGAAGUGCUUCUGGUGGCUGUAACCAACACCAAGACGAUAGUUGCUAGGGACAUCACUCGUCCAGCCAGGAACUAUGCAUUCCAAAUACAGAUUUCCUGUUGGUUGCCAAGGAACUGUCAUAUCAUGGUUUCUUCUUGUCAGAAAUAUUUUAACCACACCAGCAAUAUCAUUACAGAUAUGUGACAUGUGCCCAUAAAACAUGAUCAUGAAAGUAAACACGCUUGUGGACAUUAAACUCCCUGCCAAGAACGAUCUUUCAGAUCUCGUGAACAAUGCAGCUCUCACUUCAGGAGUGGUGGAGAUGCUCUCCUCACCUUCUUCUCUUCUCAAAGGAGUUAAUUUUUUUGUGUCAUUUUCCCCAUUUUAUGUUCAUUCAAAGGAAGUAGCAAAAGUCCAAGCACAGGACAGGAAACCUCAGGAGACUUCUUAAGCCUUGGGGACCGCACGGUUAAAGACUCUCCGUCCCAAGGAACUAAUAGAGACUCUCCGUCCCAAGGAAUGACAUUUCAUCCCUGACUGAAGUUUAAAUGCAGAUAUCUGAAAUUCCUUCCAACUAGUCUGCAGUUAACCCAGCCUAAACUCAAUUCUCGGUUUCCCAUCCAUUUACUGAAAGAACAGCGUUAGAAUGGAUUGACAAGGAACAGCGUUAAUUGGCCUGCUUGCAGCUUGUACCCAGGGAACGGGAGUGAUGCAGAAAUUGCACUGUCAGGCACAGAAGAACUGGAUAUUAAGCAAGAGUGUGUUUAAGUGCAUAGUUUUGUUGCUUCACUCGCACACUCCACUGUCUGUGUUGCUCUCCACAGCAAAACUGUUUGGGGACUAAUGCAAUGUGGAAGCACUUAUGGUAAUUGGGCAGCACACUGACAGACAGAUGAAAGACUGGACUCAUAUAUGAACCUGUAUUGUCACAGACCCAUUAGAGUUUCCAGCAUGACUUCAUUAGUGGAAUGGAUGCGCAAGCGUGUUCUCUCCUUGUCUC